UGAUUUCAAAAAGCCAGCAAUGCUUUAUGAUAUACACAACUUUUGUUGAAAUUAUCUUUCCUUUCUUGCUGAUAAUUGGAGUUCUUUAUUCUCCAAGAGAAGAAUCUAUUAAUCAAAGAGAGCAAGAAACGGUUGACAUAGAUCAGCAAGAAGCUGACAAUAAGAGCCAAGAUUUGUCACAGGGGUACCUAUACAGCUUUGAAAUACUCUAUAUGGCUGCAAAUUCUUCUUACUUCCUAUAACUGCACUAAUUCAAUACAUCAAUCAAGCAACUGACAGCUCAAGGACUUGGUAUCUGAGUUCAGUGAGCUACAUAUUCUCUGUAAUUUCCUUCAUGACCAUCAAUAGAGACUUUUGCAUUACCGUAUUCAGAAUGGUGACUAAUGGGUUUUGUGUAUUUGUUCACAUCCCUCUAUACGUCUAUUUUAUUAUUCAGAUACAUCUGUCUUACAUCCUCAUGCUGUAUAUGUUUGAAGAAAGCAUUGUCUUUAAAACCCUGAAGAAAUUCUCCGAAUUCAAGGUAGAAGUCAUCACUCAUGUUCAAAGCCAUAUCUUAAUUGGAGGAUGCAUUCUCAUGAGUUUUUAUAUUAUGCCCUAUUUUGACUUC
Molecule: messenger RNA, 607 nt
Organism: Moneuplotes crassus
Lineage: Eukaryota; Ciliophora; Spirotrichea; Euplotida; Euplotidae
Source: the annotation of a GenBank genome assembly